Molecule: messenger RNA, 507 nt
Organism: Hyaloperonospora brassicae
Lineage: Eukaryota; Oomycota; Peronosporomycetes; Peronosporales; Peronosporaceae
Source: the annotation of a GenBank genome assembly
AUGAAAGUCGAAACGGAGCAGCACGACAGCAGCAACGGCGCCGACGCCGCGACGGCCGCUCGUCUCACUGCGGGUGAGUCCGCGUUGUCAGAAAUGAACGCCGCAUUUGCUCGCUGUCUGUCCCUCGUGUGCCCUCCGAUCCAGUACCCGCCGCACUGCCGCUUCAAUCCCGUGCGAGACGCAGCCGACACGGCGGAGAUUGAAACGCGCCUCGAGGAGUUUUUCCUGCACGCGAAGCAACUGGAGCAGCUGUUCCUGAUCGAUUCAGUGCGCAGUUUGUCCUGUACGGGUCUGGAGUCUUCGGCCUCCGACGACGUGCCUGAAGAGCUCGAGCAGUGCGGAGCAAAGGACGGACAGCAGGCGAGCGAGCUCGAGCUCGAGAUAUUGAACCUCGAGGCCGAACUGGCCGAGAAGAACGACCUGAUCGACAAGUACACGGACGUAGUUCGCGGCUGGGAGGGGAAGUUCAAGCGGCUCGAGCACCGCAUGUCGCCUGCGCGCGAGUGA